This is a messenger RNA of Aedes albopictus (Asian tiger mosquito), 1425 nucleotides long. RefSeq names its product CLIP domain-containing serine protease C9. Gene Ontology annotation, biological process: proteolysis. The record is from RefSeq and is a predicted model, not a curated record. Gene Ontology annotation, molecular function: serine-type endopeptidase activity. The transcript has 3 exons. The coding region runs from base 327 to 1358 and encodes 343 amino acids. Lineage: Eukaryota; Metazoa; Arthropoda; Insecta; Diptera; Culicidae.
CUCGCAUGGACCGAUCGACCAGUUAACGCGAAUAUCUGGAACCGGUCGGACGCAGGGACUCCGCGAUCACCGUACUGCUGAUAGCGAGUUCGGCGUGUCUGCUGCUCGUAGCAAUCGGGCGUUAUUUCCAUUGGCCGCUCAUAAAUUAGCAAAAGUGAUAGUCCCAGCGUCGCGUCGCGCCGGUUAUCGUUCUUGUUGUUGUUCUUUGUUACGCGUGAUCGUUGGAAUUUCCAGAGAAGCUCCUCCGCGCUCGUGACGUAUCGAGCUUGUGGGAUACUGUUGGAGACUAACCUGAGUUGUGGUUCUCGGAUGGAAAGUGAUACGAAAUGUGGACGAUCGUGCUGAUGUUGUUAGUGGGAUGCUGGGCGCACCAGAUCGUUGCCUCGGAUGGCAUCGUUUUCGAAGAUAAUAUGCUUCUCGAGGGCGAUCGCUGCCAGCUACGCAAUGGCCGGCCCGGUCAAUGCCGGAUUCAAUCGGCAUGUAAAACGGUUGGCACCGGCGGGCUCAGUCUUUGCCGAUCCGGCGGUUCCCAGCUGGUGGUCUGCUGUGAUGUGGUCCAACAACAGUGCGAUGCUGUCAGUAUUUCAGUGGAGUCCCGAGUUCGGGAUCACCUGGUAGGAGUGACGGAGAAGGCAGACGUCGGAGAGUUUCCCUUCAUGGCUCUGGUCAUAUACAACACUACCGAGAAUCGCUGUGGUGCAACGAUCAUUUCGGACAAGUUUUUGGUGUCGGCUGCCCAUUGCUUUAAAAAGUUUUUGUUUCCCAUCAAAGUUCGCGUUGGGACAACCGAUGCGGAUGAUGAACUGGCCCGUACAUAUGACAUUGUAAAAAUUCACAGACAUCAGCGAUAUAACUCGGUGAGGCGCGUGAAUGACAUCGCUUUGAUUGAAGUGCGAGACAGCAUCAUAAUGAGCCGUUCGGUUCAGCCCAUAUGUCUGUACACUGAAAGCACGGAAUUGCCGGCAACUCAGAAUCUCACUGUGAUGGGCUGGGGCGUUGAUGAUACAGAAUCAUUAAAUGUUUCCAGAUCUUUACUGAAAGGUGUUGUUCGGCCGAUUCUCCGCAACGAUUGCUUUCAGCGUUUGAACAAGGAUAGCUCAUUUGUGAGAUUUAACAUAACGGAUGGCCACACCUGCGCCCUGGGAAGUGCGAAUGAAAACGGCGAGGCAACCGACGCGUGCCAGGGAGAUUCCGGCGGGCCACUGGUUUUGAGUCAAAAUGACAAGUACUAUCUGGUGGGGGUGGUGUCCACUGGACCUGCGUGUGGUGGAAUCGACCUAGCCGGCAUUUAUACGUGGGUUUCGAAAUAUAUGGAUUGGAUAAUUGAUCAAAAAGUUUGGCGAAACAGUUUACGGUGAAAGUCAACAAUUUGAUAGUCAGUAAGCAUUAAUAUCUUAUUAAAAUUGGAUGUAUUGAAGUUUAAAA